Molecule: messenger RNA, 3286 nt
Organism: Engraulis encrasicolus (European anchovy)
Lineage: Eukaryota; Metazoa; Chordata; Actinopteri; Clupeiformes; Engraulidae
Gene: ilvbl
Product: ilvB (bacterial acetolactate synthase)-like
Exons: 15
Coding region: 329-2200 (623 amino acids)
Biological process (GO): L-valine biosynthetic process
Cellular component (GO): acetolactate synthase complex
Molecular function (GO): thiamine pyrophosphate binding; flavin adenine dinucleotide binding; acetolactate synthase activity
Source: RefSeq, a predicted model, not a curated record
CAGAGCAGCUAGGUGCAGUGGAGACAUCGGAUCGGUCAUUCAAGUUGACAUUUCGCUUUCUUUUUGUAUGGAGCGACCUGUCAUUGUUGCGAUUUUUGUUGCUGGUUAGGCAUCACACAAGAUGUUAUGACUGCAUACACAUGACAGUGUGUGGUGUUAGGGAAUUUUAGCAGGAUUGUCUGGCAAGGGAACUUGACAGUUUGUUUGGCAUAGGGUUUCCGUAUAUUGUUGUCAUACAUUAUUCAGCUAACUUGGCUACCACUGGUUAGAUAGCACGUGAGCUAUCCUCUUCCAGCCUUAAAGUGUUUUAUCAAGCUGCUUCGAAGAUAUGGAUGUUGACAUAAGUACCAUUUUAGGAUGCUCCCUCGGUAUUAUUUUGGGAGGGCUUACUUUUGCUGCCUAUAAGCUUGGCGUGUUGUACCAGCUCUUCCACAAGACAGAGACAAAAAGUCCGCGGCAUGGUGGCGAGAGCGUGGCAGAGGUGCUCCGUACCCACGGGGUCAAGUUUGUCUUCACGCUGGUCGGGGGCCACAUAUCCCCCAUACUGGUGGCGUGUGAGAAGGUGGGCAUCAGAAUCGUGGACACGAGGCACGAGGCCACAGCCGUGUUUGCUGCAGACGCAGUGGCACGUCUCUCAGGCACGGUGGGUGUGGCUGCAGUGACGGCCGGCCCAGGCCUCACCAACACCGUGACGGCGGUGAAGAACGCCCAGAUGGCUGAGUCUCCUCUGCUCCUGAUUGGAGGUGCAGCAGGCACCAUGCUGCAGGGCAGAGGAGCAUUGCAGGACAUUGAUCAGAUGUCCCUCUUCAAGCCUCUGUGCAAGUUCUGUGCAUCAGUACGGACCAUCAGGGAGAUCGUGCCGAUCGUCAGAAAGGCCCUGGCCAUUGCCCAGUCUGGGACUCCCGGCCCUGUGUUUGUGGAAUUCCCAAUCGACACCCUCUACCCGUACCACUUGGUGUCCAAGGAGUUUGGAGUCAAGAACCCUCCCAAAGGCCUAAUGGGGAAAAUCGUUACCUGGUACCUUCAGAAUCACCUGUCAAACUUAUUUGCUGGAGCUUGGGAGGCCCGCGACGCAUCGCCGCUGCCUGUUGACAUCCCUCAGGCCACAAAUGAACAGGUGCAGAGGUGUAUAGAGCUGGUGAGUCGAGCCAAGAAGCCCGUCAUUCUCCUGGGCAGCCAGGCUACGCUGCCUCCCACUCCAGUGGACGAUAUCAGGAAAGCCUUAGAGGAGUUGAGUAUCCCAUGUUUCCUGGGUGGAAUGUCUCGGGGCAUGCUGGGUAAAGACAGCCCCAUACACAUCAGGCAGAACAGGCGCGAUGCCCUAAAGGACGCUGACCUGGUGGUGCUAGCAGGCACAGUGUGUGACUUCCGGCUGAGUUAUGGGCGAGUGCUUAACCGACGCAGCAAGAUCAUCGCGGUCAACAGGGACAAGAGCCAGCUGCUGAAGAACUCGGACAUGUUCUGGAAACCAACGGUGGCCAUUCAGGGAGAUGCAGGGUCUUUCUUACACCGCCUUUCCAAGGGACUGAAAGGCUACAAGUGCCCAGAAGACUGGCCCCAGAGCUUGAAACAGGGAGACAUUACCAAAGAGAAAGCAAAUCGGGCGAAGGCGGAUGAGAAGACUGAUCUGCACCUGAACCCGCUGGGCGUGCUGCACCGCGUGGACGAGCUCAUGGCCGAGGACAGCAUCAUCGUGGCCGACGGCGGAGACUUUGUGGGCAGCGCUGCCUACAUCAUGAGGCCCCGCGGGCCGCUGCGCUGGCUGGACCCAGGUGCUUUCGGGACCUUGGGUGUGGGCGGUGGCUUUGCUCUCGGUGCCAAACUGUGCCGACCAGACUCAGAGGUGUGGAUCGUCUAUGGGGAUGGUUCUCUUGGCUACAGUGUGGCAGAGUAUGACACCUUCACGCGACACAAGACUCCUGUCAUCUCUGUGGUGGGGAACGAUGCCUGCUGGAGUCAGAUAUCCCGAGAGCAGGUUCCCAUCCUGGGAAGCAAUGUGGCCUGUGGUCUUGCUUUCACAGACUACCACACGGUCGCCAAUGGUUUCGGAGGCAUUGGGUACCUGGUUGGCCGGGAAAACGAAGCCGAGCUGGAUGACAUCAUCAAGGAAGCGCAGCGUCAGAGCAAGGAGGGAAAGUCGACACUACUGAACGUACUGAUUGGGAAGACCAAUUUCCGAGAGGGCUCGAUCUCAGUGUAGCUCUGCAAAACCCUUGACUCCACCUGUUAGCAAAAAAAAAAUAGAAUAACAUCGGUGAAGCCAGGGCUGGAUUAAUGGCCUGGGGCCCCUAGGCUACAGGUUGCGAUCGGCCCCCUGCAGAAAAAAAAAAUCAUGACAAAAUUACAUAAACGGUGUCAUAAUUCGCACAUAUAAAUGAAGUCUGCCAACUAUAGAGAGGAGUAUUAACAAGAAAUGAGUAUUUCAAUACUACAUCUGCAAUUCAGCUAAAUUGUUUUCCCCCGUUUGACCAAUCACGGGGCUCCUGGCUAGUGGGGACCCCUAGGAUUCAGCCAUAUGUAGCCUGUGCGUUAAUCCGACCCUGCUUGAAGCGUUUUCCGCACCUGCAAUCCAGGGGCUUCGAGGGGGCUUUGGAAAUUGUUUCAUCACGGCCUUAUUCCGGUAGUGUGUCAGGCAGACUGAGAGAUUGAAGUGACACUGUACUGAGACAUGGUGGAGCAAAAAAAGCAUGUAUAUCUUGGUUGAGCACUUGCCCGGAGGGGAGUAAUGGAAUGCUGCUGUUUGCUGUGCUUUAAAGCUCUCCUCCAAUGCACUCCAAUGUUCUGCACUGGUCCUGCAGAAAAGGGAAUUAAAUCGACGGUUAUUUAUGAAAUGGUGAAAUGGUUCAAAUUUGUUCAAUUUUGGCCUUAUCGGUUGCCUUUUGUUUAAAAAUGUUGAUUUCUGAAAGUUAUCUGUUGCACUUUGAUUUACAUUUUGUUUUGUUUUUAAUUUAGCCAGGUACAAUUGAUGGUAAAAUGUUAUGUUUAUUCUGGAAAACAUAUUGCUGAUUUUGAGAAUGGUGACUGAGGAGCAAACAUAUUGAAUGUACAAAUGAGCAACUAUGCAUGACUAAUACAUGCAUUGGAAAUAAUAUUAUUGUAAUACCCACACUGGUGAUACUUAGUGUUCCCUGAGAAGCAUUUUUUAAAUUGUUGUUUUUAAGGAUAUAUUUCUCUAGUGGACAGAAUCUUGGUCCAUUAAUCUGUUCUAAAGGGGAAACGACUGAGAAUGGCAAAAGUUGAAAAUGUACUGUAUGAUGUUGCAAUAAAUAAAUUGGUGAACAAUUGA